This is a messenger RNA of Adineta steineri, 2313 nucleotides long. NCBI's taxonomy places the organism in Eukaryota, Metazoa, Rotifera, Eurotatoria, Adinetida, Adinetidae. The record is from the annotation of a GenBank genome assembly.
AUGCAUAAAACAGUGACAUCAAUUUCACUUGGUUCGACAGACAAGAAUCAAAAGACGCGUUCCAAUCUUACGGAUUCGGAUAAUGGUGAUGAAUCGGAUGAUGAUAUGCCAGGAGGAACGAAUGAUAAAUCGAAAACAACAACAACAACAACAGCAGGUCAAAAACGACCCAAACAACGAAAGGCAUAUACAGCUGAAAUUUUACCAAUGGUAUUCGAUGAAGAUCCAUCAAAACCUAUGAUUAAAUUGGCUAAUUAUAUAAUGAAAAGACGUAAAUGGCCAUAUCAAGGUUGGCAUAAACGUUAUUUUCAGUUAGAAAAUGGUUCUAUGAUAUAUGGAAAAUCUGAACAGAGUGUUCAACGCGGUCGAUUAAAUGGUAAAUGUGAUAUUGGUUUAUGUAUUGUAACAUUUAUUCGUGAAUCACAACGAAUAAAUAUUGAUGAAACAAAUUGUGUUUAUCAUUUAAAAAUAAAAGAAAAAAAACUUUUUGAACAAUGGCUUGAACAAAUUGCAUUACAUAGAACUUAUAGACAAAAACAAUUGGAACAACGAAGUCCAAUAUUAAAUAAUGAUAAUACACAAAAUACUAAUGAAAAUAUUUCAUCGAAUAGUGCUUUAUCACCGAUUAAUCGUCUGUUUCAUAAUGAAUUUUCUGAUAUUCAAUUACAACUAGGAAGUUUAUCGGAUAUUCUUGAACGUAUUAAAAUACACGCAAGUAAUACGAUAGCUGCACCUAGUGGAUCAGCAAAAUCAACAGAUGGAACUAAAUCAAGUGGUCAUACACCAUCAGCUAGUAUAAGUAGUAUAAAUUCAUUUACAUUAGUUGAUCUUCAACGACAAGAUUAUUAUGAUACAGCUAAAAAAGUUUUUGAUAAUUUAAAUAAUCUUUGUAAACGUUUAUCGGCUGUUGCUGUCGAACAACAACAAACACUCAAUAAUAAUAAUAAUUCAACGACGGCAGAAAAUGAACACAUCUAUCAUUCAAUUUCAUCGACAAGGACUAUGUCAAGAGAAGGAUCAAUUUUCUAUGAUGCACCAGAAGCUCUUAAUACAAUAUAUCUAGAUGAAACUAAAGAUGACAUGGGAAAAAUUUCAGAUUCCGAAGCAUCAAGUGAUGGUGAUGAUGAAAAUCAUCCCGGUGAUAUUGAUCGACAAUUAUCUGUUCCACCUCAAUUAAAACCACCAAAAAUGAAAUGGCGUCGUUCAUCAUUACCAGCAAGUGCUCCAGAUACAGCUAAUGUUGGUUUAUGGAAUAUAAUGCGUAAAGCAAUUGGCAAAGAUCUAUCUCGUAUAGCAUUACCAGUUAUAUUAAAUGAACCAUUAGGUUUAUUACAAAAAUUAUGUGAAGAAAUGGAAUAUUCGGAUUUACUUGAUCGUGCAUCACAAACCGAUGACAUGCAUUUACGUCUUGUUUAUGUUGCUACAUUUAUUGUUUCGACAUAUUCAGCAAAUUAUUAUCGAACUGGAAGAAAAAAUUUUAAUCCAUUAUUAGGUGAAACAUACGAAUGUAUACGAGAAGAUAAAGGAUGGAAAUUUAUUGCUGAACAAGUCAGUCAUCAUCCUCCAAUUAGUGUUUGUACCUGUGAUUCACCAAAUUUUACAUUGUCACAAAAAUUACAAGCUAAAAUUAAAUUCUGGGGCAAAUCAAUGGAAAUAUUUCCUGAUUCAUUGAAUACAUUAGUUUUUCCGAAAUAUAAUGAAACAAUAACAUGGAAUAAAUGUAAAAUGUGCAUACAUAGUGUUUUAUCAAAUGAACGAUGGAUUGAUCAUUACGGUGAUGUCCUUGUUGAAAGUACAUUAGGAACGAAAGCUCGAAUUAGUUUUAUACAAAGUGAUUAUCGUACACGUUUGAAUAAUAUUGCCGGUGAUAUUGAAGAUGUUAAUGGAAAAGUAGUACAUAAAAUAUUUGGCCAUUGGCAUGAAGAAGUUUUUUGUGGAAAUGAUCAAACAGCAAAAUGUAUUUGGCGACAAAGUGCUGUACCAGAAAAUUCGAAACAAUAUUAUGGUUUUACACGUUUUGCAAUUGAAUUAAAUGAACUUGAUGAUGAACUUCGUCAUCAAUUACCACCAACUGAUACACGUUUUCGACCUGAUCAACGUUAUCUCGAAGCAGGUCAAGCUGAAGUUGCUGAAACUGAAAAAGCUCGUAUUGAAGAAGCUCAACGAACGCGUUCUGGAUCAGCAGCUGGUCCAAAAUGGUUUAAACCUCAAGGUGACUCAUAUGUACUUAUUCGUGACGACGAUUCAUCAGAUUUUUAUUGGAAAAAGCGUGAAGAACAUUGGGCAGGUGUUGACUUUACACAAUUAUGGUAG